Molecule: messenger RNA, 591 nt
Organism: Glycine soja
Lineage: Eukaryota; Viridiplantae; Streptophyta; Magnoliopsida; Fabales; Fabaceae
Exons: 2
Coding region: 1-591 (196 amino acids)
Biological process (GO): meristem development; meristem maintenance
Source: RefSeq, a predicted model, not a curated record
AUGCCUACUGCUUCAGCACGUAGGCAACGGGUUCAUGUGCGUGAGGACGUUACAGAGAGAACUGAGGAUGUGCCUCAGUUGCAUGAGGAUGUUCCUCAUGUGUCUGAUGCUACCCUAGAGAUGAUAGGUGCCACCGAUGCUGUUCACACAGAGGGAGUGACUACUGAUGGGAGCUUGGGGUCACCUACUGCAGAUGAGGGAUUCCCCGGUGGGCCACGUGACCCAUCGGAACGACCCGAUCUGAAGUUAGUCUCCCAUGGUAGAAAAGUAGAUAAAAUUGGGAGACCAGCGCCUGAGAUCGAAGGCAUGAUUGCUGCCACCGGAUUGAGUCCACUAAUCAGGUGUUCUGUUAUCACCACUGAUCAUGGACUCAUAUCCGCCUUCUUCGAGAGGUGGCAUCGUGAGACUAGCACGUUCCACCUGCCAGUUGGCGAGUUGACGAUCACGCUGGAUGACGUGGCGUUACUCCUACACAUUCCCAUCACUGGCGCGCUGCAUAAGUUCGAGCUGCUGAUUACUUCAGACGCGAUUGGUCUACUGACGAAGCUUCUUAAGGUGAGUCAUGAGGAGGCUACAGCUGAGACCCGAUAG